Molecule: messenger RNA, 1597 nt
Organism: Arachis duranensis
Lineage: Eukaryota; Viridiplantae; Streptophyta; Magnoliopsida; Fabales; Fabaceae
Biological process (GO): mRNA splicing, via spliceosome
Cellular component (GO): U2-type spliceosomal complex; RES complex
Molecular function (GO): RNA binding
Source: RefSeq, a predicted model, not a curated record
CAGCCGGCGGCAACAGCAGCCAUCGCCUCCGCCGUCGCCAAACUCUCCUCGUCAACCAGAGGGUGCCUCGCCGCCGGCAGUGACAUACAUAGGGUUAGCUCGAAGCUCUUGGUCGUCCAUCCUCCGCUCCUCCACGUCGUCGCAUUUGGACUUGCAGAUGGAAGCGGGGUCGGUUGGAUUCCUCCAUCGGGUGGAUUCCUCCAUUGCAGAUUGAAGCAUCGGCCAUUGUUGGCUGAAAGAAUGCAGUCCAACUCACCGAAGGAUUAUUUGAAAAGGUAUCAAAGUAAGACUGAAGAUGAGAAGAAAAGUAAAAAGAAGAAGGAGCAGAAGCAGAAAAGUCAGCCAAAACCUAGUGGCUUGUUAGUUGUGGAUGAAGAUCCCACCUGGCAGAAACCCGUAGAUCUCGGGGAAGAAAACGAUGAGAAAUCGUCUGAUGAGGAGAAACCAAUUGUUGAUGAAGAUAUUGAAGUGAAGCGUAUGAAGAGGCUUGAGCAGCUGAGGGCUAUAUCUCAGGAUGGAAGUGGUUGGAUUUCACUUUCUGAUUUGCAAGAUAUUUCUCCACCCCGUGGUCGUCGUCAUGAUUCUCCAAUGAGACACUUGGCAUCCCCAAGGAAACGGCAGAAGGAUGUUGCAAGAGGGAGUUUGGCUGUCAGUGACAGAAAAACAGGUUUGAUUUCUGGUAAAGAUAUCAGAGAAGAGAUUGACAAAAAGAAGAAGGAUGAUUUGAUGAGAUUUAAAAUGAUGAAUCCUUCAAUCAGUGGGCGUGGUGCUGAACCAGUAUAUCGUGAUAAAGUAAAAGGAGUACGCAUUUCCAAGGAAGAAUACGUGAAGUCAAAACAGAAAGUAGAAGAAAAGCCAAAGGAGAAGGAAAUAGAAUGGGGCAAGGGCUUGGCUCAGAAGAGGGAAGCUGAGGCUAGGAUGAAGGAACUAGAAACUGAGAAGGACAAGCCUUUUGCACGCAGCAGGGACGAUCCAGAACUUGACAACAUGCUCAAGGAUAGAUUAAGAUGGGGUGAUCCUAUGGCACAUUUGGUAAAGAAAAAAUAUCCAGAGCCUGUUCUUCCAGAUUUGGGAGAAGGUGAGAAGAUGAAAGAAUCAGGUUUUGUUGUUCCGCAAGAUAUUCCAGAUCACAGCUGGUUGAAAAGAGGUUUAGAUGCUGCACCAAAUCGCUAUGGGAUAAGGCCGGGACGACAUUGGGAUGGAGUUGAUCGUAGUAGAUAAUCCUAUGCUACUCAAAUGCAGCAUAUUAAGAAGUAUGCUAAUAUGCUAUUUUAACUAAGUCUCGGCUGGGGAUGUAUAGGUUUUUUUUUUUUCUUUGGACAUGUGGGAUUGUAUAGGUUUGUUCAUAGGAAAGAGAUUUUGGUAGGGAAAAGAUUUUUUGUUCUCGGAACAACGCUAAUUGGCCUAGUCCUUGACCCAUUGAAGAGCCCAUUGUGUCUAAUUUUAAUGCAAACCCUUUGGUAUACGGGUCAGCCGCCGGCAAGGAAGCUGAAAACGUGCGUGCUGACGCAAACAUGUCAUUCAUUGAAUUUCUUGGAGUAGGUGGUGUACAGAGAACCUUUUUGCUGAUGUAAUAAAGUAGGGAAGAAACAAAAUG